AUGGCCAGUGCUGAAGCUCAGCUGGUGUCCAGGAAAUACGAAGAGAUGGUACAGCUGCUGCAAGGUUACCGUGAGAAGACCUACGCCGAGUGGAUAAGCAGAGUUGACCAAGAUUGCCAGUUUAACCUGGAACAGCCCUUGAUACGGAGAGAUCCUGAUUCAUCCCUCAUCAGCGUGAACUUCAGCAAAGAGCUCAUUGCAGUUCUACGGGAGGUCAAAUACUUGAACUUCCAGAAUCAGAAGGAUAUUCCAGGCAGUGCAGAGAGUCUCUUUGCUCAAAACGAAAUGUUCCGGAAGUUUGUGGACAAUCUGGACCUCAUUGUCAGCUGGUACAAUAAGAUCCGGCUGACGGUGCUGUCAGUGGAGUUCCCGCUGAUCACUGGGGAGCUGGAGACCAUAGACGGCCAGCUGGAGAAGGCAGAGCAGACCUUGUUCUGGCACCAUGAAGGUGUCAUGGAGUACAUUCAAGGGAUGAGAGAUGUCUUGUAUAAUUUAGAGACCAGAAUUCAGAAAACAAAGUUAAAUGUGGCGAAUAUCACCCAGCUUAUGCAGGAGUGCUCAGCCAGUCCCUUGUUUGAAAGAAAAGACAAUAAGGAGACAGCACUCUUGGACUUGGAUGGGAAAACGAAUCACUUAAACAAGCGCUACGCUGCAAUUAGGGAUGUAGGCGUAAAGAUUCAGAAUAUGGUGAUGGAAAAUGCAGAUCUAUUUAAGGCUGAUAAGUCAUCACAGAAAUGGCUGAACUACGUGGAAUAUAUAGAUGAAAUGGUAUUAGAUGGAUUCUUCAAACUUAUUCACAAAUCUUUACAGUUCCUGCUCAGCAACAUGGUCCCUGAUGCCAGCGUGGCCCCCUUGUUUGAGGCACACAUGGAGCUGUACGAUGACCGAGUGAGACACCGCCCGUUGAUGGAAGUGGGAGAAGACAACAGCUUCUUCGAGCUGGUGGAAAACCUGCUCAAGGAUAUCUACAUGUCUGCGAAAUUCAUCCCUCGGCUGGUGGAGGGAAAGCUGAACUACAAGACCGACCUGGAAGACAUGGCAGACCUCAGUGAGAUGCGGGAGGAGGUGACUUCCCUGGUCGUCAACGUCAUGAAGCAAGCAAGCGAGUACGAGGCCUCCUUUGAGACGUAUUCCUACCUGUGGCUGGAUGACCCCCAGGAGUUCCUGCAGCGGUUCCUCACCUUUGGCCGUGCCCUCACCCCUGACGAGCUGGAACUGCAUGCAGAGGAGUACCUGCCACAUGUGCCCCCAACGCUGGGGCAGUUCCAGCAGCAGAUCGACUGCUAUGAGAAGCUGUACGAGGAGGUGUCCAGGUUUGAGAACACCAAGGUCUUCGACGGCUGGCUGCAGAGUGACUGCCGCCCCUUCAAGCAGGCGCUCCUCAACAUUGUCAAGCGCUGGAGCCUCAUGUUCAAGCAGCACCUCAGCGACCAUGUCACCACCAGUCUCCAGGAGCUAGAAAAUUUCAUGAAAGAAGCAAAUGCUGGCUUGACUAAACCUCUUAAAGAGGGAGAUUAUGACGGGCUGGUGGAGGUGAUGGGACACUUGAUGAGGGUCAAAGACAGGCAGGCGACUACAGACAGCAUGUUCGAGCCCCUGAAGGAAACGAUCGCGCUGCUGAAGACGUACGGAGAGGAGAUGCCCGAGGAAAUCUACCAGCAGCUCCAAGACCUCCCCGAGCAGUGGAACAACACCAAGAAGCUCUCCUUCCAGGUGAAGCAGAACGUGGCGCCUCUGCAAGCCAAUGAGGUCAACAUCCUCCGCAGGAAAUGCCGGCAGUUCGAGGUCCGGCAGCAGGUAUUCAGGGAGAAGUUCCGGGAAAACGCCCCCUUUUCCUACACUGACCCGGACCCGUACAAGUCCCUGAACAAGCAACAGAAAAGCAUCGCCGCCCUGGAGAGCGACAUGGCAGCCCUGUCCACAUCGAGGGGGGGGGGGCUGUUUGAAGUGUCCGUCCCCGACUACAAACAGCUCAAAGCCUGCCAUAAGGAAGUGUGUUUGCUCAAGGAGCUCUGGGACAUGAUCGUCCUGGUCAACACAAGCAUCGAUGACUGGAAGACCACCAGAUGGAAGGAUAUUAAUGUUGAGCAGAUGGAUAUCGACUCUAAGAAGUUUGCUAAAGACAUUCGGAGCUUGGAUAAGGAGAUGAGAAGCUGGGAUGCAUUCACAGGGCUGGACAACAGUGUGAAGAACAUGAUCACGUCCCUGCGCGCAGUGAACGAGCUGCAGAACCCGGCCAUCAGGGACCGGCACUGGCACGAGCUCAUGCAGGCAGCUAAGGUGAACUUCACCAUGUCCGAGGACACGACCCUCGCUGAUCUGCUGCAGCUGAACCUACACAAGUUUGAGGAUGAGGUUCGCGGCAUCGUGGACAAAGCCGUGAAAGAGUCGGGCAUGGAGAAGGUGCUGAAGGCCCUGGAUGUUACCUGGUCAACAAUGCAGUUCGAGCACGAGCCCCACACCAGGACUGGCACCAUGCUUCUCAAGUCAGAUGAAACUCUCAUCGAGACGCUGGAAGACAACCAAGUGCAGCUGCAGAACCUGAUGACUUCCAAGUACCUAGCUUUCUUCCUGCAGGAGGUGUCAAGCUGGCAGCAGAAGCUAUCUACCACUGACUCUGUCAUAAGCAUCUGGUUCGAGGUGCAGCGAACAUGGAGUCACCUCGAAAGCAUCUUCAUCGGCUCUGAAGACAUUCGCAAUCAGCUACCAGAAGACUCCAAGCGUUUUGACUCUAUCGAUAAAGAUUUCAAAGAAUUAAUGGCGGAUGCAGUAAAAACUCCCAAUGUAAUUGAAGCAACAAAUAAACCCGGUCUCUAUGACAAGUUAGAAGCCUUGCAGAAAAGAUUGGCGCUUUGUGAGAAGGCUUUGGCUGAAUACCUAGAGACGAAACGUUUGGCUUUUCCCAGAUUUUACUUUAUUUCUUCUGCAGACCUGCUUGACAUUUUAUCUAAUGGAAAUGAGCCUGCUGAGGUGUCCCGUCAUCUGUCGAAGCUGUUCGAUAGUCUUGCUAAACUGAAGUUCAAAAUGAGCCCAGACAACAAGCCGCUGAAGAUUGGCCUGGGGAUGUUCAGUAAGGAGGAGGAGUAUGUGGAUUUGGACAAAGAAUGCGACUUGUCUGGCCAGGUGGAGGUCUGGCUAAACCGCGUGCUGGAGAGGAUGUGCUCCACGCUCCAGCACCUCAUCCCCGAGGCGGUGGUGACCUACGAGGAGAAACCGCGGGAGCAGUGGGUGUUCGACUACCCAGCACAGAUCGCUCUGACGUGCACUCAGAUCUGGUGGACUACAGAAGUUGGCAUUGCCUUUUCAAGACUGGAGGAAGGAUAUGAAAAUGCAAUUAAAGAUUAUAACAAAAAGCAGAUUAAUCAGCUGAAUGCACUCAUUUCACUACUCCUUGGAAACUUAACUGCAGGAGACAGAAUGAAGAUCAUGACGAUCUGUACCAUAGAUGUACAUGCCAGAGACGUUGUGGCCAAAAUGAUCCUUGCAAAGCUCAAGGAAAGGUGCUGA
This is a messenger RNA of Struthio camelus australis, 3507 nucleotides long. The record is from RefSeq and is a predicted model, not a curated record. Lineage: Eukaryota; Metazoa; Chordata; Aves; Struthioniformes; Struthionidae.